CGCCCCUAGCUGCGCGUCGGCCGGCCAUGUUGCCUCGCGCUGGUUCCGGUAUGUAGCGCGCUAGCUCGGUUCAGUCCUCGCGCUGCGUUCGAGGACUAUCCUGACCGGGCGCUCAGUGAGGAAGAGGCGAGUUGAGGGUGGCGGUAAUGGAUUUUCUUUUCCCACAACUUGACGACUUUGGAUGCUACCAUGGACAGUUGUUAACUAGCUAGGCUACUUUCCGCACACAUUUUCUUGAGGAGGGACGAACCGUAGCGGUUUGGAGCUCGCUAGACCGGAGUAACGCGAUUUCCGUGGAUCUUUGGAGUUUUCGGGAUCGCCUGUUUGAAAGAUAGCUAGGUUAGCUGACUAGCACGCUAACAUUUGGCUAGUCCUCGCGUUGAUUAAGGUGGCUCACUCCCACGGCACAGGAGUUAGCUCACUACACUGAUUUGGGUAACUAACGCAGCAUAGGCUUCUGACAUUGCUGUUUAAUCGUUCGUGUCAGUUUUCAUUCGGCCAGUAUCGGUUUCAUUUCAGGGCGCGUUGUUUUGUUGGUAGCAUCCGUCAUUGUGUUUCUCCGCAGCGAUUGUCAGCUUAGCUGGUUAGCUAACUAUAACCGAUGCAGGUCGGCCUGACAUACUUGACUUUUAUCUUUCAUGUGCCAGUAAAAGGUUCAACUUUUUGUUUCCCGCAUCGACAAGUGUUUCUUAAUCAGUUUAAGAGAUUGAAUGAUGCGGUUGUGUUUCGGGCACAUUGCUGCUUCACGCAUACUGAAGUUACCCAGACAGCCUGAGCGAGAGAAUUUAGUCGGUCUUUAAUUAUUAAUUAGGUUUGGCAGGUUAACGGUCGUUUGUAUUUAGAUUUUAUGUUGGGUAAUUGAAACAGUGUUUUAAAAACAACUGUAAAUCACCCGACUUUGUGAAUCUAGAUAGCUCGUGUUUUCUCUUGUGCUAUUUAACCUGGAUUGUUGACAUGGACACGUACUUGCUGUAACUAAUGUGGGGUUCAACUUGUUGAUCUGUCUGCGUGGCUAGCUGCUUGCUGGCGAGCUAGCGUUAGCAUUAGCUGGUUAGUUCAUUCAAAUCCGUGUUCUCUCCCGAACUGCCGGGUUCCACGAAACAUCUGCCGGCGACAGUGCUAAAUGUGUGUGUGACUCUGGAAAAACUCUUCCUCGGACCCAUUUCUGAGAAUCCCUGACCAAAAAUGUCAACCCGGACUCAAGGAUUAGGUGUCAUAGAAAAUUCUUCUGGCCAGCCACCCCCGGAAUCCAAAGCAGGCGGGCGUACCAGCAUGCCACGCUGCCGGAACGUGGCUGCCACCACGGCGGACGAGCAGCCCCACAUUGGAAACUACCGACUGCUGAAAACUAUUGGCAAAGGAAACUUUGCUAAGGUUAAACUGGCCAGACAUGUGCUCACUGGGAAAGAGGUGGCAGUGAAAAUCAUAGACAAGACACAGCUCAACUCUUCUAGUCUCCAAAAACUCUUCCGAGAAGUGCGGAUCAUGAAGCUUUUAAAUCAUCCCAACAUAGUGAAGUUAUUUGAGGUGAUCGAGACCGAAAAGACACUGUAUUUGGUUAUGGAGUACGCCAGUGGAGGAGAGGUUUUCGAUUACCUCGUCGCUCACGGGAGGAUGAAAGAAAAGGAGGCGCGUGCCAAAUUCAGACAGAUUGUUUCUGCAGUGCAGUAUUGCCAUCAGAAGUGCAUUGUACACAGGGACCUGAAGGCGGAGAAUCUGCUGCUGGACGCCGACAUGAACAUCAAGAUUGCUGACUUCGGCUUCAGCAAUGAGUUCACAGUGGGUAGUAAGCUGGACACGUUCUGCGGCAGCCCGCCCUAUGCCGCACCCGAGCUCUUCCAGGGCAAAAAGUACGAUGGGCCCGAGGUCGACGUCUGGAGCCUGGGGGUCAUCCUCUACACGCUGGUCAGCGGCUCGCUGCCCUUCGACGGCCAAAACCUGAAAGAGCUUAGAGAGCGUGUGUUGAGGGGCAAGUACAGGAUUCCCUUCUACAUGUCUACAGACUGCGAGAACCUGCUAAAGAAAUUCCUCAUCCUCAACCCCACCAAGCGCGGCAGUCUAGAGCAGAUCAUGAAGGAUCGCUGGAUGAAUGUAGGUCAUGAGGAGGAGGAGCUGAAGCCUUACAUUGAGCCAUCGCCUGACUACAAGGACCCCAAGAGAACAGAUAUAAUGCUUCAGAUGGGUUACACGAAAGAGGAAAUACAGGACUCUCUUGUCAGCCAGAGGUACGACGAGGUUAUGGCCACCUACCUGCUGCUUGACUAUAGGAACUCCGAGCUUGAGGAAGGCGUCAACAUGUUGAUAAAGUCACGCCCAGGAAGUGACCUCGCAAACAGUAACGCCCCCUCUCCGCCUCAAAAGGUACAGCGCAGUGUGUCCUCUACUCAGAAACCACGAAGGAGCACAGAGCAGGGCUCGUACUCUAUUAAGCCUCAGGGGGAUAACAAGCACAGUGCCGAUGAUUCUGGGAGGAAAGGGUCCAGCAGUUCUGCCAGAGUGCCACCCAGCCCCAUAACCCCCGGGGACAGCAAGAAGACCUCCACACCCUCCACUAACAGUGUCCUGUCUACGGGGACAGGUCGUAGCCGCAACUCACCACUCGCAGAGAGGGACACCCUGGGAGUCCAGAACGGCAAGGACAGCCUGAACACUCCUGGCUCCCGGGCCUCCACGGCCUCGGCAGCGGCCGUGCUCUCCACCUCAUCCUUCUCUUCCUCACGCUCCCGCCAUCACAAGUCCUUCUCCUCCUCAGCCCACCCCUGCCCCGCUGACCUGCACACAUACCGGCCCAGUGGUCCCUCCCAGAGAGCACCUGGUGCUUCCCCAUCGGCCCAAAACAUCAGCAGCGCCACGGGGACCGACCGUACCAACUUCCCACGGGGGGUGGUCACGCGCAACACCUUCCACAUCGGCCAGCAGCGAGGGGCGAGGGACCAGCAAGGCUCGCCGUACCACGCCCCGCCCGCCUCACCCUCCCUGUCUCACGGCAACAGCCAGCAGCGGCGACCCGCCACCUCUGGCAUCUUCAGCAAGUUCACCUCCAAGUUUGUGCGCAGAAAUCUAUCAUUCAGGUUCCCCAGAAGGAGCCCAUAUGAGGGAGAGGGUCGGGAGGAGGGGAACAGAUCUAUGCUGAGCAGCGCUGAGAAGUCCGAGAAAACGGGCGUAGGGGGUGGGACCCUAGGCUCGGGAGGCGGUGACGAAAAUAGGGACUCGCUCUCUUCCUCCUCCCCGAGAGGUGGCACCCCGCCUCCCUUGGUGAAGGACAACCCCAAGCCGCGCUCAUUGCGCUUCACCUGGAGCAUGAAGACGACAUCUUCCAUGGAGCCCGGUGAGAUGAUGAAAGAGAUCCGGAAGGUACUGGAUGCCAACAGCUGCGAGUACGAGGUGCGUGAGCGAUACAUGCUCUUCUGCAUGGCCGGCAAACCCGCCCGCGACGACUUUGUCCAGUGGGAGAUGGAAGUGUGCAAGCUGCCCCGCCUCUCCCUCAAUGGCGUGCGCUUCAAGAGGAUUUCUGGCACGUCCAUCGCCUUCAAGAACAUCGCCUCUAAAAUCGCCAACGAGCUCAAGCUGUGAGAGGGAAGGAGAGCGAGAAUAGAGGAGGGGCGAGAUGGGGCGAGCUGGUGGGAGGGGUGGUGGUGACUUCAAACUCCAGGUGAAAGAGAGCGAAGGUGGGGUGGGUGCAGGGAGGAUGAUCACUGCUCAAACACAAGUUAUAUAGGGGUAUUGGAUGACACACCUUACAGUUUGGCAGAUAGUUCUGUGAGCUGUAGAGAUGAUGCAUGUUGGCGUGGCAUGAGGAGCAGGGAGGGGAGAGAGUGCUGUACAUGUGGACUUUGCUGGUUUCAGGAUCACCAGCUUUUACUCUCACCAGUCUGAGCAGGGGUGAAGAGGGAGAAGCACCGUUUGUUCUGCUGUUGUCCACUCUGAGAAGAAGCUGGUUGGAUGAACUCCUUUGGAGCUUCAUGAACUGAUUUUGGUUUUCAAAUCAACAGUUUUACAUAUAUGCACAACCACCCACACCUACCCCCACACACACACACACACACACACACACACACACACACACACACACACACACACACACACACACACACACACACCCCACUGGUGAACCAGACCAUGUUCACGACAACUGCUUUGCAGGGUGAACUGGGGACACACUCCUCCCAGCACACACACACACACACACACACACACACACUAACCCAACGUUCCUUUUGUUCUAUUUACAGGGUUAAUCCCCAUCUGAGCCCAACAGAGGGCUAACACUUGAAACAUGCUCAAUGGAUUGUGUCUUAUGUUUAGGCUGAUUUAGUCCUUCAUUGGCUGGGUUGUGACUUGCUGCACUGGAAUGAGUGUAUUUCCGUUGCCUUUAUUUUUAUUUUUUUCCCUUUUCUAAGAGAAAUGACGUGUUUUAAUGUCGUAUUAUCAGUGAUUAUGGUUUAAUGUAAUCAUUAGGACAAACAAAUUCUUUUUUUUCCCCCUUCCCUUUCGUGAUUUUAAAUUCCCUCAUGCCGGGGGGGAAGAGAGGGCCACAUACGAGCGCCGGACUCCCAACACACCUCCCCUUACCCUUCUUUCUCCAUCUCCUGAUGGAGAUGGUCAUGAGAGAUGGUCAUGUACAGUACACUAAGUACUAGGGUGUGUGAAAAACCAGUCGCUGGAAAACAUAAGGACUGAGCAUCUUGCAGAACAGCUCAGGCAACAUGUUGAUAAAUUACCCCACUCGAUCCUCAUGUGCAAGCCCUUGUCCCAAAGCCAAGCACCGUACACCAUCCUACCACGUGGUGGCUGAAGUGAAAUGAGCCCAACCACCACUAUCCUUUGAACGAUUCAGUCACCUUCUGACGAUGUGAAUUUGUCUGUGUAUGUGUGUGGGUGUGUGUGUGUGUGUGCGCGCGUGUGGUAAGACAUUGAGUACGAGGUCUACCCAAGAGCUGGUUUUGGUGGCUUUAUGUUUUGACCUUCACACUGAUUUUGUACAAGUACCAAGCGCAUCCUCAGCAGACGGCCUGACCUCCACUCAGUUUAGAUGGUAUCUGUUUCCACUCUUUAUUUUUCUAUGAUCAGAUCUGGGGUGGGGGAAAUUAAGCAUUAGAUCUGAGAAAGGCACAUCUCUGCGUGUGUGUGUGUGAGUGAGUGAGAGAGAGCGCAGUUGAAUAGUUUAAAUUGACCGUGCUUGAAUGAGUUAUGUACGUUUGUCUCUAUUGAUCUGUGCGUUUAUUUUGCAUGCGUCCUGGGUCUGUCGGGGGUACACACUCCAUUACUAUUGAAAGAGGAGUAGGGAGAUUGAUGAAUUUCUUCCAAGUCUAUCAAUGGUUUGGGGACACCUGUGCACAUCUGUAUUUUAUAUCAUUUUGGAAAAUUUUCAUUUUUUGUCACAUUAUUUGCAGUUCUAUGAAAUAAUCAUUGUCUAAGGUGCUGGGGAUCCAAUUGUCAUUAUCACUAUAAUUUUUCUUCAGGGUUAAUUUUUAUUUCAUAAUUUUCAUUGCUGUAACUUUACUAUUCUGUCAAGAACUGAAAGCUGUCAGGGAGAGAGGAGAGUUUGAAAACUCCAUGAUGUUUUUUUGUGCAAAGAAAUUAUGAUCAAUGAUAGUAAUAAACAAAUAUUAAAAAAAAUACUGGUUGCCUAAAGCAACAAGGAACUGUC
Molecule: messenger RNA, 5650 nt
Organism: Electrophorus electricus (electric eel)
Lineage: Eukaryota; Metazoa; Chordata; Actinopteri; Gymnotiformes; Gymnotidae
Gene: mark2b
Product: MAP/microtubule affinity-regulating kinase 2b
Biological process (GO): microtubule cytoskeleton organization; intracellular signal transduction; protein phosphorylation
Cellular component (GO): cytoplasm
Molecular function (GO): tau-protein kinase activity; ATP binding
Source: RefSeq, a predicted model, not a curated record